CAUAAAGUAGUAAUGAAAUCAAGGGCAGAAUCUCUCGUUUUGCUCUCUGUAUUUUUCAGUUUGAUCAUCACAAUAGCUCAGAAAUGUGAUUACAUUUUGUUUGUAAGAGGACAGAAAGUGCCUGCUAUUUUUAUGUUUGGGGACUCUUAUGGAGAUACAGGGAAUAAUGAUUUCAUAAUUACGACAAUUGCUAGUGAUUUCCUUCCAUAUGGAAGAGAUUUCGAAGAUCGCAUUCCCACAGGAAGGUUCUCCAAUGGAAAACUCAUCUCUGACUACUUUGUUGAAGGACUUGGAAUCAAGGAACUGUUGCCCCCAUAUUUGGAUCCAAACCUCGAGCCCCAAGACUUGCUAACUGGUGUCUGUUUUGGAUCCUCUGGCACAGGCUUAGACAAUCUCACUGCCCAAAUAAGUAAUGUGAUACCAGUUUGGAAACAAAUUGAGUAUUUUAAAGAGUAUAGAAACAGAAUAGCAGGAUUGGUGGGUGAAGAAGAGGCCGCCACCAUAAUCAGAAAUGCAAUAGUUUUCAUUACAAUAGGCACCAAUGACUUCAUUCUCAACUACUUCACACUCCCAACUCGUCCACUUCAGUUUACUAUUCAAGAGUAUACAGAUUUUCUCUUGAAUAUAUACACAGUUUGUAUCAAGGAAUUAUACAAUCUGGGUGCCACUAGAUUUGCUUUGAUUAAUGUUCCACCAUUGGGAUGUUUACCAAUAGAGAGAACACUUAGAAGCCUUUCGAAUAGGGGAGCAUGUGAUGAACAGAUAAACAAGGCUGCAUCUGGAUUCAAUUCGGGAUUAAAUGCCAUGAUUGAUGGACUCAAAUCUACUUUUCCUAGGCUUCAAAUUGUCUCUCUGGAUUAUAACAAUCUAAUUUCCGAGUUCAUUGCAAAUCCUAGCAAAUAUGGUUUGGAGGUGAUUGCAAGGGGUUGCUGUGGGACGGGCACACUAGAAACUUCCUUCAUAUGCAAUGAAUUGAGUCCCUUUACAUGUCCUGAUGCUUCCAAAUAUCUCUUCUUUGAUUCCGUGCACUUUACUCAGAAGGCAUAUCAAAUCAUUUCUAAUACAUUUUUAACCAGAGAUGUUCCUCAAGUUCUUUGAACUUGUUCAUAGAUUUAUUUACAAUGCAAAGG
Molecule: messenger RNA, 1130 nt
Organism: Cryptomeria japonica (Japanese cedar)
Lineage: Eukaryota; Viridiplantae; Streptophyta; Pinopsida; Cupressales; Cupressaceae
Product: GDSL esterase/lipase At2g42990-like
Exons: 5
Coding region: 13-1098 (361 amino acids)
Molecular function (GO): hydrolase activity, acting on ester bonds
Source: RefSeq, a predicted model, not a curated record